Botrytis cinerea B05.10 is the source of this 1851-nucleotide messenger RNA. RefSeq lists its product as hypothetical. Gene Ontology annotation, biological process: oxalate metabolic process. Lineage: Eukaryota; Fungi; Ascomycota; Leotiomycetes; Helotiales; Sclerotiniaceae. The coding region runs from base 66 to 674 and encodes 202 amino acids. The record is from RefSeq and is a predicted model, not a curated record. The transcript is spliced from 2 exons.
GAAGCAGACUCAAUCUUCUUUCCCAAAACAUCACUUCCAGCUUUCACAGCGAAGAUCCUCCAAACAUGCAUUUCAUCAACGGCCACGCGAUUCUGCUGACCACCUUCUUUCUCAAACAGAGCAUUCUGGCAGCACCAACUGGAGAUCCUCUCCUUGGUUACAACCCUUCAAACGUUGUCAUCAACCAAAAUACCGACAAUGUCGACUAUGAACUUGCACCAGGACAAACAGAUCCAGCAACUGUAGGUGCCUAUCUGGAUUUCAGCAAAAUUGAGAACCCUCAACCAAUGCGCGGCUCCAAAGGUGGUACCGACCCAGGCCCAAGAACUUCAGCAUACGAUAUUCUUAACCCCGAUAAACUUGCACCUCCAGGCACCGACCACGGAAGCGUAAGCAAUGCACAAUGGCCCUUGGGGCUCAGCCAUGCGAAACUAGGACUCGAUCAUGGAGGAUGGUCGAGACAGCAAAAUAUUGACAAUAUACCUGCUGCCACAGAAAUGGCAGGCGUAGAUAUGCGUUUGGAAGAGGGCGCUUACCGUGAAUUGCAUUGGCAUAAAGCGGCAGAGUGGGCUUAUAUCUUCAAUGGAAGUGUGAGACUUCAAGCUGUUAAUGAUGAAGGUCAGACUUUUGUUGAUGAUUUGAGUGCGGGUGAUGUUUGGUAUUUUCCUCCGUAAGUGAUCCAAGCCACCGCGCGCUCUAAAUCAUGAUAUGCUCGCUUGAGGGGUGUUAUUCCUUGGCGUGCUAUUCCAGCUUGUGAUUUUACUGACGAACAUUAUUUCAGAGGUGUGCCGCACUCUCUGCAAGGAUUGAAAGGUGGAGUAGAAUUUCUCUUGGUUUUUGAUGACGGAAGUUUCUCCGAAGACAAUACCUUCUUGGCUUCCGAAGUCUUUGCACAUAAUCCAGUAAGAUAACCCCUGUGGAACCCAUGAUAUCAAGAGCUAAUUACCACUAAGAUUGAAGUCCUUUCCAAGAAUUUCCAACUUCCCAAAUCCGCCUGGUCCGACAUCCCUUCAGGAGAACUCUUUAUUUUCCCCGGCACAAAAGCCCCCACCGAUAUAGCCGAACAGAACAUCACCGGUUCGGCUGGUCUUGUACCUAAAGAAUUCUCCUACUCUUAUCAUCUCUCCCAAGCCCCUCUGACGCACGAUACUCCCGGCGGAACCAUAAAGAUUCUCGAUCCAAAAUCCUUCCCGCUCGCAGCCCAAUUUUCUGCCGCAGUCGUAACUUUGCAUCCUGGAGCUAUGCGCGAAAUCCACUGGCACACCACUAGCGAUGAAUGGAACUUUUUCAUAUCUGGCAGUGCGAGAAUUAGUAUAUAUGCAGCCCAAGGAUUAGCAAGAACAUUCGACUAUCGUGCGGGUGAUUGUGGAUAUAUCCCCAAAGGAAUGACGCAUUAUGUUGAGAACACUGGGAAUGAUGACGUGGUAUUUAUUGAAGUUUUGCAAGCGGACCAUUUCUCGGAUAUUUCGGUCGGCCAGUGGGUUGGUUUGACGCCCAAGCAGAUUGUAGCUGAUACGCUAAAUUUAUCCAACGAGACAGUGUCGGCUUUCAAGAAGGAGAAGCAAUAUAUUGUGACAGGCGAUGUGGCGGAGUGAAUAGGCUCACAGGAUUCUGGGUGGAAAUGUCUUUCGUUUUUCUGUUUAGUGCGCUUAGGUUCUUCUUUCGCUCAAUUUUGGUUGUUUUUCAUUUAAUAUACGCCCUCAUGUAUUGUUGCAACGAAAAGAAAUUUUCUGUUUUCCCGCCACUAAAGGCAGAUGCAACCAUUUAGAUAGCUUCUCAACAAUUCUAUCAUUUUAUCUCGAGCAUGCUAAGUGAAUCUCAAAUAAUUAUGAUUUUGGUAUGAGUAGAAGA